UUUUCGGUGUUACUCCUAUUUUUAUCGAAAAUGAAAUGUCAAAUUAAAAUGUAAACCAAAAUGGCCGACAGCGUGGAUAAGAGGUUUGUAAAUAUACUUAUAAUAAAACAUUAAUUUACAAUAUAUUUAAAUCCAUACAUUUUUCAGAAAGUAGAGAUCCAAGUGGAACAAGGAAGAAGUUGAACUUCUCCUGAGCUUGUGGACGGAAUAAUUAUGAGUUGUUAAACGGAAUUGGCAUGUCUAUAAAGAUAUGUCUAUGGAAAUGGCCGCCAAAGGCUUUGUAGUGAAUGAAAUUCGUGUGAAAACACACAAUUUAACAAAUAAAAAAAGAGAUGAUAGGAAAAUUGUUGGUCCCUCUGGUGGCAGCCCUUCCACUUGGGAAUAUUAUACUAAAAUUAAUGGCAUUCUCGGCAGCUAUAAAAGUUUCAAUUUGGAAACAUUGGUGGAGGAGAGUAGAGUUUACGAAGUUGUGGAGUGUGCACUCUCCCCAAAUAACUCUUUCAUAGAUUCGCAAGAAAAAUUUCCGCCUUCAGUCGAGGAACCUGUAAAGAAAAAGAACAAGACAAAUACAUCAGUUUAUCAAUAUGAGUUUUUGGAUGUAUUCCAGGCUUCGAAUGCCAAAAUACAGGCUGAAAUUGAAGCAAUUAAGGAGGACGGCAGGUAG
This is a messenger RNA of Zeugodacus cucurbitae (melon fly), 664 nucleotides long. RefSeq lists its product as uncharacterized. Lineage: Eukaryota; Metazoa; Arthropoda; Insecta; Diptera; Tephritidae. The transcript is spliced from 3 exons. Bases 251 to 664 code for a protein of 137 amino acids. The record is from RefSeq and is a predicted model, not a curated record.